GGGGCCGGUCCGUGCCCGGGGCGGUGCCCGCGUUCCGCGAUGCUGGUGGCGCUGGUGGCCGUGGCCGUGGCCCUGGCUGUGGCCAUGGCUGUCCCCGCAUUACGGCACCGUUUAAUCCAUUCCGCGGUGCGCCGCGUCGGGGCCCGGUACCGGCGGCGGCUGGAGGCUCCGGACAGCCAUGUGCGGCUGAGGCAGGAGCGGCGGCUGCGGCGCCUGCUGGGCACCGGCAGGGCCGGCGGCUGGGAGGAGUUCCAGGAGCAGCACCCCUUGGGGCAGCCCUGUAAGGACGAAGCGCCGGCAGCUCCGCUUCCUCCACCGUAUCUCUGGGCUUUGCUGCCCAGCUGCUGCGACACCGACCCCCGGCUGCAGGGCUCCCUGCUCUACCUGGAUGCUCUCGGCGCCGCCUUUCCACGGGCUCUGACCCGCCGGGGCACGGCCGUGCUGCACUGGAGCCCCGGCUGUCCCCGCGCCCCGGCGGGGUGGCCGCUGCCCACCCUGUACUGCACCCCGGCCGCGGCCGCCGUGCUGCCCUCUCGGGCCGCAGCGCUGCGGCUGCAGCUGCUCUUCGCCCUGCGGCGGCGUGCCCUGCAUGUGCUGGAGGCCGGGCUGGCAGCCGAGCUGCGCGACGCGCUGCUGACCCUGCGCACGGAAUGGCCGCGGCUGGCGCAGGAGCUGGAGCUGGGCAGGCUGAGCCCCCAGCCCGGCCUGCCCGAGGAGCUGCGGGAGGAGCUGCAGGCGCUGCUGAGCCCUGCUGUGGCCCGGGCGACCGAGCUCCGUGAUCAGUGUGCCCACGGCUUUGAGGGCAUCGUGCCGCGGCUGUGGCCGCGGCUGGAGGUGGUGGUGGUGAGAACGAUGUGCGGCACGGAGCGGCUCUACUGCGACUCCCUCCGCCGGGCCGACUGCCGGGGGCUGCCCUUCUACUGCCCCUUCUACCAGGCAGCAGGAGCCCUGCUUGGUGUGAACCUGUGGCCAGCGGAGCCAGUGCCCCGAUUCGUGCUGUGCCCUGACUGGGCUUUCUGCGAGUUCCUGCCCUGCCCGGCCAGCAAGGAGGCACGGACGGUGCUGCUGGAUGAGCUCUGGGAGGGCCGUGAGUACGGGCUGGUUGUGACAGCUCAGCCAGGAGAGUACAGGUGCCGUACUGGGGAGGUGCUGAAGGUGACAGGCUUCCACAAGCAGUGUCCUGUGGUGGAGCCUGUGCGCAGGGAGAGCCAGACACUGAAUGUGAGAGGCGAGAGCAUCCCUGAGGAGCAGUUCUGCCAGAGCCUGUGCCGCACCCUGAGCCUGUGGCCGGGUGCUUGCCUUGUUGACUAUGUCUGUGUGGAGAGCAGCCUGCUGGGUGACUCCUCAGGGCCCUGUGCCCCUCACUACGAGGUGUUCCUGGAGCUGCAGGGCCUGCGGGACCUGUCGGAGGUGCAGCGCUACAAGCUGGACCAGUGUCUCCAGGAGGAUUUCCCCGUCUACAAAUCCUUCCGCUUCAAGGGCAGCAUCGGGCCCCUGCGCCUGCACCUGGUGAGGCCCAGGAGCUUCGCCCGCCUGCGGGAAGCGCUGGGCUCCCCCGUGCCCAUGCCCAGGGUCCUGCGUGAGGAGCAGCUGCUGCAGCUCAUCCAGGGAGCAGUCAUCUCCUAGGGCAGCCUUGGCACCCCGCAGCCCUUCCUGCCUGGCAUGCACCCUCUGAGGAGGGGCCGUGUCCCCGGGGUGGGAGGGUGUGGGGUCAAGGUGCUCAUCCCCAAGGGCUUGCCUGAGUGGAGCAAAUGGAGACAGUGAGCUUGACCGUGAUCCGUGGCAGCAGCUGGCACCACUCACUGAUGCUGUGGAGGUGGAGCAGGAGCUUGGGAGCCUCGGGGGGCAACUGCAGGACCCCCUCACUCAGUGCCUUGGCAGCACCUGCAGCCACAGUGCAGUGUGUGCCUGUCCCAAGGGACACCACAGCCCAUGGCUGAUACUCAGUGGAAACCUGCAGCAGCAGCAGCAGCAGGAGAGCCGUGCCUCAUCACUGGGGUCCUGUGGCAUUUUGUCCCCUGUCAGGGACACUGCAGGCAGGGCUCAGGGGGCUGCUGGUGGCAGGUGUCACAGAGCAGCCCCAGUGCAUGUCCACUGGUUUAAGAGUAAGCUCCGGUGAGGGCUGCUUUUAAUGCUUUGAAAACCAAAUGCAAAAUAAAGGAGGAUUAUCUUUUUGAAAUAAAUAAAGGACCGCACUCUGGGAUUGAU
Melospiza melodia melodia is the source of this 2208-nucleotide messenger RNA. It is a transcript of the gene GHDC, whose product is annotated as GH3 domain containing. NCBI's taxonomy places the organism in Eukaryota, Metazoa, Chordata, Aves, Passeriformes, Passerellidae. The coding region runs from base 40 to 1626 and encodes 528 amino acids. The transcript is spliced from 8 exons. Gene Ontology annotation, cellular component: cytoplasm. The record is from RefSeq and is a predicted model, not a curated record. Gene Ontology annotation, molecular function: acid-amino acid ligase activity.